GCCGCAGCGCAGGCGGCAGCGGCUGCGGCGGCCGAGGCGUCGGCGGCGGCGGCGCGGCUGGCGGCGGCCGAGGCGGAGAUAGCCGCAAUCCGGGAGGAGACGGCCGGCGUGAAGGAGGUCGCGGUGCGCUACAGGGCGAUCAAAAAACGCCUGCUGCAGGGCGUGCUGACUCAGCUGUGA
This is a messenger RNA of Monoraphidium neglectum, 180 nucleotides long. RefSeq lists its product as hypothetical. The annotation marks the transcript as partial. The transcript has a single exon. The record is from RefSeq and is a predicted model, not a curated record. Lineage: Eukaryota; Viridiplantae; Chlorophyta; Chlorophyceae; Sphaeropleales; Selenastraceae.